AGCAGACAGAGACAGGAAGCAGCUCUCAGGACUUUUGUCCUUUUUAGUCUUUUGUUGGACAUUAUUGUCCUUCGGCUGAGCGUUGAAUCCUUUUUGGUUUUUCGCCGUCGCUCUGUCUGCGCUGUGACCUUUUAUUUUGAAGUGGUGUUUCCUGCGAGGGGCACGUAGGCAGAGGUUGUGGGUACGAUGCCUCCUCUCCUCUUCUCCGCGUUCGUUCCUUUCUUUCUCACUCUGCUGCUUCUGUUUUUCUUCAUCCUCAUCCCUCCAUCAGGAGGAAAGAGCGGCAGCAACAAGAAGGCCGACGGAGUCAAGGAAUCAUCUGAGAGCACAAAUACCACCAUCGAGGACGAAGACACCAGAGUGAGGAAACAGGACAUCAUUAAAGUCACGGAGCAGCUUAUCGAGGCGAUCAGCAACGGAGACUUUGAGAGCUACACUAAGAUGUGCGACCCGGCGGUGACGGCGUUCGAGCCGGAGGCGUUGGGGAAUCUGGUCGAGGGCCUGGACUUCCACCGCUUUUAUUUUGAAAACUUGUGGUCCAAGAACAGCAAACCGGUUCACACCACCAUCCUGAACCCGCACAUCCACCUGGUCGGCGACGAGGCCGCCUGCAUCGCUUACAUCAGAGUCACGCAGUACAUCGACGCCAACGGCACGCCCCGCACCGCCCAAUCAGAGGAGACCAGGGUGUGGCACCGCCGUGACGGCAAGUGGCAGAUCGUCCACUUCCACCGCUCAGGAUCCCCGUCCACACUCAGCAAGUAA
This is a messenger RNA of Plectropomus leopardus (leopard coralgrouper), 765 nucleotides long. NCBI's taxonomy places the organism in Eukaryota, Metazoa, Chordata, Actinopteri, Perciformes, Serranidae. The record is from RefSeq and is a predicted model, not a curated record.